This is a messenger RNA of Pelagomonas calceolata, 2727 nucleotides long. NCBI's taxonomy places the organism in Eukaryota, Pelagophyceae, Pelagomonadales, Pelagomonadaceae. The record is from the annotation of a GenBank genome assembly.
GGUCGGGAGGCGGCACGAUGCGCCCGGCUGCACCGGGCAGCAGGGCUGCCUGCACGGUUCCUAGUAUUUGUGACGCUAGCAGCCUCCUCGCCGCGCGCGCAAUUUGCGGCUUCCACACCGAUACGCAAGCAGUUGGAGCUUUGUGCAAUCAACGAGGCAUCGACGAGAAGCCAUGGAUCCCUCCCACUUGACCCCACGGUCGCUUGCACGAGUGCUGGGUGCUGUAGACCCUACUGUAUUAGAGCAGGCGCUUGCACGAGUGCGAGCCGAAGCGCAACAAGUACCACCAGCUCAGGACGUGAACGCGCCGAACGAUGGCGGCGACGACGGCGCGCAAUCCGCUGCGAUGGACCUCGACCUGCACGCGCCGGGCACGCCGCCGCACACGCCCUCGCCGCCCGCGUCGCCGGAGCCGUCGCCCGACCACCACGCCCUGCCGACGGGCCGCGCGCCGCCGCCGGUGCCGUUGCCCGCGGCGCCGCUCGUCUUCGCGGCGACGCCCGCGGCGGACGGCGCGUCCACGCUGGAGACGCUGCGCGACUACAGCAGGACGGUGGUCGAGCCCCGGCACGAGCUCUUCAUGACGGCCGUCGCCGACUCUCCUCUCAUGUGGUUCGGUAUCGACAUCGAGAGCUCGAGCACGGACCACCGGUUCGACACGCCGUUGGCGAUGUGCGUGUUCCAGGUCGACAAGCCCAAAGUACGCGUGACGCUCUACGUGUUGCCGGAAGACGACGUCCCGAUCACCGCCGAGGCCCUCUCGAUACACGGUCUCGAUUCGGACGUCCUCGAGGCGCGCGGCGCUCAGCCGCUGGGCGUGCAGCUCCGCAAGCUCCUCGAGUUCCUGAACGACUCCGCGGGCGGGGCUCGGAUCGUACUGGUCGAGCACGGCGAGAUGGACGCGCUCAUGCUCAAGAGCUGCCUCGGGAGGCUCGGCAUCGCGCCGGGGCCGCUGUUAACAGCAAUCGUCAUGGACACGCUGCACCUCGCAAAAGAGACGGUGCGCCGCGCCAACGUCGACCAGAAAGACCUGAAGCUCUGCUCGCUCUUCAAGGACGCGACGCGGGGCCAGGAUCUCGGCGACGCGCACCAAGCCAUGGUCGACGCCGGCGGCGCUGUGGCGGUCGAGGCGUGGCUUUGGGACAACCUCGGCAAACCGUCGCUGUCGCGCUUUGUCGACCUCUACGGGGCGUUCGUCUACGCGACGUGCGAACGGAACGCGGUGCGGGCCCUAGCGCGCGACGCCGGCGCCGCGUCUGCGACGGUACCGCCUUUGACGUCGCUCGAGGCGACGCCCAACGCCGGCGCGGGCGGCUACUUCGGCACCGGGGCGGGCGCGACGGUCGCGACGGGCGCGAGCGACGUCGACGCGCGCGACGUCGACGGCGCGGGCGGCCGCGACGCGGCGCCAUCGACGCGCGACGUGGCGACGCGCGACGAGACGCCUGGUGCCGAAGCUCCCGAGGAGGACACCGCCGUCGCGGGCGCGUCGCGCCUCUUGCGGAUGCUGAGCGUCACGGACCAGGCCUGGGUCAUGGAGCUGCGCCGCGACGGCCAGGGCGUGUCCGUCGUCGAGUUAUUGGACCGCGCGAUCCAGUUCCACGACCGGCCGGUGCCGAGGACGCUCCCCUUCCUCGCCACGGAGGCGCACGAGCGGAUACGCGCGGAGCUGGCGAACCGCGUGACGGCUCGGUCGAGGCGGACCCUGGGCUCUUUUGAGCGGGGGCGGCGGCCCAAGAACAUGCCGGAGUUCGGGGAGGAGGUCUUCGACUUCUUGUUGUACUGGGACGCCGACGACGACAACGCGACGCGCGCGCGGAAGAUCGAGGCGCAGUUCGACGAGUUCCGCGCCCGGCCGGACAGCUACGACCUGCUCGCCACGCUACCGGCCGAGGUCGACUUCGAGAACCUGGAGCACUGCGUCUUUUUGGAGUCGUGGUAUAGGUUCUGGAGCUCGUGCGCGGACGGCCGCGGGCGCCGGCCGUGGUUCAUCAACUUCGACCUGUCGUGGAGCACGAUGAUCGUCGCGCUGCGGGGCCACGUCAGUGAGAGAGACGUGGACGUCGGGUGGUUGGUGGGUUACGACCGCCGGUGCGCGGCGGCCGCGGCCGCGACGAGCGAAAAGCCGGCGGUCUGCGAGUUCUGCGUCUGGCGGGACGGCGUCGUGCCGGAGCUCCGGGGGCGGGACAAGCGCGCGCGCGUCGAGGAGGCGGCGUCGUCGUUCGCGGGCCUCGACGUCGUCGAGGUCGCCUACGACGAGGAGCUCUCGCUCCCCACCAUCGGCGCGCGCGUCAUCGUCGCCGACCACAUCAAGGGCGUCCCCAUCCUCCGCUGCUGGGCGUGCGGCGACUGCAACAGCCGCCUCACGCACUACUUCGACACGCCGUCGAACCCCGAGGCGGUCCUCUGCCGCUGCGCCGAAGCGUCGCACAUGCGCGCCGACCGCGUGGGCACGACGCCGGGCUGAGAGUCUCCGUGGCUGGUAAGAAAGAGUAUGUUACUUCAAGGUAGAACUUCAAGGGACAAGGGGGAUGGACGUCGCGUCGAUGGCGUGGAGGACUUCGUGGAGGUUUGGGACGUGAGGCGCAGCAAAGUUAAAGCAUCUGAGUUCGCUGGAACCGACGACGAGGAGAAGGAACUGGCUCCCGACCAGUCUCGACACGCGGAGCAGCGCGGCCACGCCAUCGACAACUUGCGUGGAGACGACAUAAAAAGGACGCCGCGAAC